This is a messenger RNA of Trifolium pratense (red clover), 1886 nucleotides long. Its product is annotated as CBL-interacting serine/threonine-protein kinase 1-like. Gene Ontology annotation, biological process: signal transduction; protein phosphorylation. Lineage: Eukaryota; Viridiplantae; Streptophyta; Magnoliopsida; Fabales; Fabaceae. The record is from RefSeq and is a predicted model, not a curated record. Bases 340 to 1671 code for a protein of 443 amino acids. The transcript is spliced from 12 exons. Gene Ontology annotation, molecular function: ATP binding; protein kinase activity.
AACACUAAGAUUUGGAAGUAUUUAUAAGAGAGUGGCUGAAAACUAAGAUGCAUAUAGAAUGGUGUACCAUUGUUUUUCAAUCUCCAUCAAUUUCAAAACUUCAUUUUCUUUUCCAUAGUUUAUAGAAAAAUCAGAAACUGUUGCUAUAUAAUUUCUCAACCGUUCUCUUAUCUACCUAUCCAUCUACUAAGUCAUGCGUUACACAUUGGAAAAGUGAAAAGCAGAGCCACGGGAUUCAUUGUAACUAAAGAAAACGACAAUUGUCUCUAAUUGUUUUUCUACGUUUUGUUCAAAAGGGUGUUUCAAUUGUUCAUCCAUUUUUCCUAAGAACAACAAAAAAUGGUGAUAUUGAACCUUGGGAAGAAGCAGUUGCAUGGUAAAGAAGAAGUAGUGAGACUUGGGAAAUAUGAGUUGGGUAGGAUUCUUGGUGAGGGCAAUUUCGGUAAAGUUAAAUUUGCUAGGAACACUGAUUCUAAACAACCUUAUGCUAUUAAGAUUAUUGACAAGAACAAAAUCAUUGAUCUCAAUAUCACCAACCAGAUAAAGAGAGAAAUAUGUGCCUUAAAGCUCCUAAGGCAUCCCAACGUUGUUAAAUUAUACGAGGUCUUGGCUAGUAAAACAAAAAUUUACAUGGUACUUGAGUAUGUGACUGGAGAGGAGUUAUUUGACAAAAUUGCAUCCAAGGGUAAACUUACAGAAGGUGAAGGUAGAAAGUUGUUCCAGCAAUUGAUUGAUGGUGUCAGCCACUGCCACAGUAAAGGUGUCUUCCAUAGGGAUCUCAAGCUUGAGAAUGUACUUGUGGAUGUCAAAGGGAAUCUAAAGAUAACUGAUUUUGGCCUUAGUGCUUUACCCCAACAGUUUAGGGCAGAUGGGUUGCUGCAUACAACAUGUGGAAGUCCAAAUUAUGUUGCACCAGAGAUUCUUGCUAAUAGAGGCUAUAAUGGUGCAUCAUCAGAUGUAUGGGCAUGUGGUGUUAUCUUGUAUGUAAUCCUAGCAGGAUACCUUCCUUUUGAUGAUAGAAAUCUUGCAGUACUCUAUCAGAAGGUUUUGAAAGGAGAUUUUCAAAUGCCAAAAUGGUUAUCACCUGGUGCACAAAAUAUUAUAAAGAGGAUUCUUGAUCCAAACCCUCAAACUAGAAUAACAAUGGCAGGGAUCAAAGAAGAUUUGUGGUUCAAGGAAGGAUAUAAUCAAGCAGAUCCUGAGGAUGAGGAGGAGGAUGUAUAUGUUGACGAUCAAGCCUUUUCCGCCCAUGAAUUGUCACAUGAAGAAGAAAAAAGGAGUUUAGAAUCGCCGAUCCGUAUGAAUGCAUUUCAGUUGAUAGGGAUGUCUUCAUGCCUAGACCUCUCUGGCUUUUUUGAGAAUGAGGAUGUAUCUGAGAGGAAGAUAAGGUUUACAGCUAAUCUUUCAGCCAAAGAUCUGAUGGCAAAUAUUGAAAAUUCUGCGGCAGAAAUGGAAUUUAGAGUUCAAAAGAAAAAUGGCAAAAUGAAAGUAACACAAGAGAACAAAGAGCAUAAAACUCUUGGCAACCUCUCGGUGACAAUAGAGGUUUUUGAAAUAAGUUCAUCAUUGUAUGUAGUAGAAUUAAGGAAGUGUCAUGGAGAUGCCUCUAUAUAUAGACAGUUAUGCAAGAAGUUAUUAAAUGAUUUGAGUGUUCCCCAAGGAAAGCACUAGUGAGCUCAGAAGUGAAAGUUGUAGGGUCAUAUUUGGAAUGACAUAUCAAAAUUAUAGCAUUUACUGAUCUCAUUGGCCUUUGUGACUUGUGAGAGAUACUAUUAUAGUAAUAGCACCAGUUUUGAAUUUAGCAAUCAAUUAAAUAGUUGGACCUCAAACAUCACUAUGUAAAAAUAAGUUUUAUUGAGCAUGAAAUUGGGUAUCUUGCCUUGCAA